Messenger RNA from Prosopis cineraria, 1242 nucleotides. RefSeq lists its product as uncharacterized. The record is from RefSeq and is a predicted model, not a curated record. The transcript is spliced from 4 exons. Bases 1 to 1242 code for a protein of 413 amino acids. Lineage: Eukaryota; Viridiplantae; Streptophyta; Magnoliopsida; Fabales; Fabaceae.
AUGAAGAUAUGGCGCGAAACGAAGAUACAGAGUAGUUCGUUACACAUGGAAAUCGGAUUUUGGGACACGGCGAUAAUGUCGCAAGACCUUUCGAAAUGUGGGAUAAAGGAACUGCUGAUUGAACGGUGCCUCUUCCGGCGACUGGAAUUUCAGCAUCCUGACGUAAUCACAUGUAAAACAUGUCCAGAAUCUCCUUCUUCUGGGAGUGGAAGCAGCAAACAUUCCCACUCAAAACCUGAGGUAAUUGAUGGAAUUAGAAGCAGUACAGGUUCAGAAGGACAAAUAGAUGUUAUCGCUAGCGGUGAAAGAGCUUUGGAAGGUCAUGAAAGCAAUUGCCCUGAGACACAUGCCAAUGACACUGGAGGUAUAUGGGAGCCAGUCAGAAGGUCAGGUUCUUCCUCUUCAUCAGAAUCAUCAUUAAACGAUGUCUUUGAAGUAGAGACGGUUGAUUUUGAGUCUAAGACAUCUAGACCUGCAUCAAAAAAUCAACAGAAUAAUGAUAUUUCCAGUCAUAGCUCUUCCUCAUCUGAAGGUGAUGACAAAAACUCUCCAGUUCCCACCUCAACAUGUGUACCACCACCAGUAAGCCCUCCAGUCCAAGUGAUGGACCUGUCGGGAGGAUAUGAUCCUAACAGGAUUCCAUCUUCAAUAUUUGCAAGAAAUAAUACAUCUCCAAUAGAAUGGAGUACUGCUUCUAAUGAAUCAUUGUUUAGCAUUCACCUAGGGAACUAUAGUUUCUCUCGAGAUCAUGCCUCUGCGUUCGAUGAUUUAUACAAGUCUGGAGAAUUGACAAAGUCUGGUGAGCUUCGUAGCCAACCCUCAUUUGUUAUACCAGAGGACAUAGAAUUAGACCAUGAGAAUGUUGAUAAGGAAGACUUGCUAACAAAUAACAUGUUAGAUGAAGCUUUUGAGUCAGAAAACAGGUCGAACGGAGAGAAAAACAAGGCAAAGAGUUCGCAACCAGAUACAAUUUGUAAUUCUCGCAACGUCUCUGGUCGUUCCCAUUGUAGUGGAACCAGUACGUGCUCUUUUGCUUUCCCAAUUUUGAUAGAAGCGGACAGAUUCAGCGCCCACAAGGCAGACGUUUCCCCACGGCAUUCAGAAAAAGAACCCUAUGUUCCCCCAAAAGAAGAUGCAUCUGAACUAGCAUCACGCUCUACUGCCAAGCGUUGGAACUGGUUAUGGUGCUUCUCUUGGUCCUCUUGUUGGACACGGGGCAAGUGUUGUAGUUGUCGUUGUUAA